This is a messenger RNA of Ogataea angusta, 1998 nucleotides long. RefSeq lists its product as uncharacterized. Gene Ontology annotation, biological process: establishment of cell polarity. NCBI's taxonomy places the organism in Eukaryota, Fungi, Ascomycota, Pichiomycetes, Pichiales, Pichiaceae. Gene Ontology annotation, molecular function: cytoskeletal regulatory protein binding. The record is from RefSeq and is a predicted model, not a curated record. The transcript has a single exon. Gene Ontology annotation, cellular component: cell tip; cytoplasm. The coding region runs from base 1 to 1998 and encodes 665 amino acids.
AUGUCUUCACCCCACCAAACGACUCCACGGACGUCUAAAUCACCAUCAAAACGUAAAUCCGUAAGUUCCCCUGCUCGUUCUACUAACUUGAAGACCCCGAUGAGUAUCUCGACUGCCACGGCCCAGUUACUCACCUCUACCAAGGCCUUGCUCCAGUCUUUAACUGCCUGGGCCAACAAAACUGCUUCUGUUGGCGAGGUUUCGGCCAAGUUCGUUCAAGUCGGUGAUGAUUUCAAGGCACUCCGAAGAGCUUAUGUGGCUGGUGGUGUUGACACUAGCGAUGUCAAAGAUAUUCCAAAUCUAUUGAGGAAAGUGCUGGAGGAAUCGUUAAUCUUGGAGCCGUCACAAAGCACACUCGAUAUGUUUCUUCCGAAAGUUGGUCAGAUUGUAGCAGAGCUGAUGAAGACGCUGAAAGAAAAACAGGCAGAGUCUCAAUCGGUUGCUGAAAAGCGGAAGUCUCAAAAUCACCGCUCUGUCUCGGGCCCAGCAAAUGUGUCUGCUUCAGCUACUAGUCCCCCGCUUCCUCCACCCCCGUCUGAGUCCAAAAAUGAUGCUAUAUCCCGUCUUCAAAACAAUCACUCGCUUAUGAGAAAAGCCUCGAAGCGGUUCUCGGCCUACCAAACCUCUAAAAUAAUGUCCAUGAAUGCAAUCAGUCCUCGCAAUUCUCCAGCCCCGGCUGAGAAACAGACAUUAAGUCCCGAACCGCCAAGCAGUCCAUUGCAAGCAGAAGUCUCAAAGAACAUCAAGAAGUCUGAGAUUCAUCAGCAGCUUACGGCUCCAUCGAUCACAUUAGAGGAAGCUUUCGAUAGUAAAAAGACUAUCUUUAUUAAGCUCGAAGGACGCGUUAAGAAAACACAGAUACAAUUACCAAUCACAAUCACUCAACUGCGCACCCUUUUCACAGAAAAGUUUGGAUACGUGCCCGAGGAUGAUUUUCCUCCAAUUUAUAUACAGUUGUCGCCAACAGACGUCGCAUACGAGCUUGAAGAUACUUCAGAAAUCACAGACUCUGUCAUUAUUUCACUUUCAGAGCCCGAUUUCACUACCACGUUAAUGAAGGAGAUGAAGAACCAAACUGAAACGCUGCGAAAUGAAAUUGCGAAACUUGAACAGAACUUAAGUGGUCGCUUGGGGAAUUCAGGUGCAAGUGCUAUUUCCAAAGAGCCAGCAGUCAAUUCAUCAGCCUCCAAUCUCACCUCAAGUGAUAUAACAGCCGAAGUUGAGAGUCUCAAAACUGAACUUACAAAAGCUAGACAACUACAGAAAGCACUAAAAAAGCGUGUUGGUGCCGCGAUUGAAGACGCGUUGGAGCUCGUUGAAAACUUUCAAAAUUCAAGUCUGUCGCCCGAGGGAGUUAUCAGCGACCCAUACAUGGAACAAUGCAAACGCAAGGUUAGUUCCGAGUGCGAAAAUUUGGUCACUAGAAUUGAUGAUUUGCAGGACAUCAUUGAAGCUCUGAAACUGGACAUUAGCAAGCGUGGAAGCAAACCCACACAGAAACAAAUUCUUCAGGUCCAAAAAGAGCUUCAGACGACGAAAACGAAUCUUUCCUCGCUCCUGCAAUAUAUGUCCGUCGAACGCAAGAAUUGGAACGCCAGAUGGCAAGCAGAGCUUACUGCCGUCUUGGAAGAGCAAGAAUUUUUCAAAGAGCAGGAAACUAUUAUACAUUUGCUUGAGGAAGAUCUAGGUUCUGCGGAUGAUACAUAUGCGUUGAUAGUGAAAUGUGUUGAAGAGUUGGAGAAGAACCCAAAACUAAUGCGCGGUGGAAGCAUAGCUCUCCCUCCUCCAGAUCCAUCUGUUUCAAUAAGCCAAAUGAGAAACGCCUUAAUGGACGAGGUCCUUAGUUUGAAGCCAGAUCAUGAUUCCAGGGUUGAGGCUAUCAUAAAGGCCGAGAAAGUCAGAGAAAAGGAAAGGGAGAUCCUAAUUGGCAACCAGGACAAAGAUGAGUCAGAUAAGUCAUCAGAGUUGCAGGGCGAUGGUAUCAAUAAUGAUGUUUAA